AUGGCAAAUGAUGAGAUGAAGGGAGUUCUUUUUAUUUUGAAACAGUCGCUUAUGGAUAAAUGCAAGUCAUCGCCUGAAUGCAGAAAAGUAUUGAGGAAAAUCAUCUCGAUUGUGGAAGAGGAUCCGAGUCUUUUGAAUGCUCUUGGAGAAUGGCGAUUUAUGGAGAGGGAGUUUGUCUAUCUGAUGGGUGAUCUGGAAUGCAGGAAUGAGUUGUUUGAGAUCGUGAAGCAGAUGCUGAGUGUUCCUUCUGUCCUGCUUCCUUGCUCAUUCGUGACAAUUAAAGGAGGGUAUUUUAUGUCUGAGCUGCUGAACAACUUGUUGAAUGAGCCCGAAGGCAUUAUUGAGAUCUGUGAGCAGGCGAUUGGAAAAAAUAUAAUGUUUGCUCAGAUGCUUUAUGACUCAGGAUUUUUUAUCCUGUUGAAUUCAAUAGUGAGUGAAGAAACGGCAAGGCUGUAUUCGGUAUUAUUUGCGUAUCGGAUUAGCAGAGCACAUGGUGUUUGCCAUGGUAAAAGAAGAGAAGAUGUGAUGUAUGAGCUAAGACGAAGGCACUUUGAUCCUGAGAUUGUUUUUCAGGAAGACAAUGUAGUGGUGCUGAAGGAACCGCCAUGUAUGCAUAAGAAAGGCCUUAAGCUGCACCGGGAUGUGUUUGAUAGCCUGUACAACACAUCUUUUUUUGACUUAAUUUCUCUAGGGAUUGAAAUGAACUUGCAUCUGCUGAACUUCUGUGAUUGGGAUUAUUCAGCAAUAUAUGAUUCUAAAGAGCUUAGGGAGUUAGUCAUGGCAGGGAAUUACCUUGGGAUUAGAUUGUAUAGGAGGAUCCUACAACAUCUUAAUAGAUUGAGCUCUGCAGUACUGCAUCUGGAUAAGAUUGAGGAUGCAGAUCUAAUGAUUGAGAUAUGCAAACUACUGGAAACCAAAGACAAGUGUUUGGUGAUGGAGUGUGCGCUGAUUAUUUACAACUAUUACGAGCUUUUUGAAUGGAAGAUUGACAAAAGAUAUUUUGGAGAAGUCAGAAUCCGUAAGAUAUUUGGUCUUCUGGAGUUUUGUAGAAGCAAUUGCAGAUGCUUAGAUCAAUGUAAAUUAGAUAGUGCAAAUGAAAAGUAUGUAAAUGGUUUGAAUGAACAUGGAAUAAUGUGUAAACCUGAACUUAAUCAAGAUAUGAGGAUGAUGAAUGGAAAUAGCUUCAAUAAAUAUGGAAUGACGAAUGAAAACGAGAUCAAUCAAGAUAGGAUGAUGAGUGAAAAUAACUUGAAUGAAGAUGCGAGCGAAUCUUGCUUUAUAGACUGCGAAGCUAGGAUGAUUAUAUGUCUUCUUUCAAGGCUGUAUAUUGAUGUUGACAAACGAUAUUUCUAUAAGCCAUCGUAUCUUGCUUUAAUGCGUGAAUGGAAACGUAUAUUUUGCAGACACAAAUGCUUGAAUAUGCGAUUUCUGGACAUUUAUUUUUAUGAUAUGAUUGAGUUUAUUGGAAGGAAUUGCUAUAAUGUUGCACGAAUUCUUUUUCCAUUUAAAAAGGCACGUAAAAGAAAAGAAGCAGCUGCUGAUAAGCAUCUGAAGGAAAAUGAGUAUUUUCAGCAGAUUAUUGAGCGCGAGGAUGAGAAUGAUUUUGAUUUAUGCUGA
This is a messenger RNA of Ordospora colligata OC4, 1617 nucleotides long. RefSeq lists its product as uncharacterized. The transcript has a single exon. Bases 1 to 1617 code for a protein of 538 amino acids. Lineage: Eukaryota; Fungi; Microsporidia; Ordosporidae. The record is from RefSeq and is a predicted model, not a curated record.